UUUUGUUUUCUUCAGAUCAGGAUCUAUUUUAUUUUAGAUUUUUUAUUCAAGACACAGAAUUUUCGAAUUUUGUGCUAGAGGCUUGAGGUGUCUAGAGUGUUUUUUGUGGUCUCAUCAUGCCUCAAGGAAGAAAGAAAACUCCAUUUAGUGGAAAAGCUAAGAAAGAACAACUCAAAGCAAAGAAACAGUCCAGAGGACAAGGUGGCAGAAAUCCUGUUCUCUUGAAAAAUCCCAAAGAUGCAGAAGGCUCUAGCAAUAUACAAAAAAUCAAUUUUCAGCCCACCAAAGAUGGUAGGUCCAGACCAAACCGAUAUGCAUUACAAUUUUUCAGAGAGAGUAAUGAGGAAAAGGCUAGACAAAAAGAAAUUGCUCGUCACAGCUUAGAGCCUAAAGAUGAAAAAGAUUUAGAAAUAGAUGGAGAUCAGUUCUUUGAGAAAGUUUUAGAUUUCCCUAAAAGACCUCCCUGGAAUUUUGAAUUAGGAAAAGAUGAAUUGGAAUCACAAGAAAAUAGAUAUUUCACUGGAUAUCUUAAUGAAAUUGAGAAGAAUUAUGAUUGGAAAGAGUUGAGCCUGUUUGAAUUGAAUCUAGAAACUUGGAGACAGUUAUGGAGAGUUCUAGAAAUGUCUGAUAUCAUUCUGUUCAUUGUGGAUAUUAGAUUCUCUGCCAUUAUGUUUCCACCAUCUCUUUAUGAAUAUGUCACCAAAACAUUGAAGAAAGAUUUCAUACUAGUAUUAAAUAAAAUAGAUUUGGCACCAGCAAGUUUGGUAGUAGCAUGGAAACAUUAUUUCCAAAACAAAUAUCCAAACUUACACAUUGUAAUGUUCACUACAGUGCCUGGAUACAAUUUAGUUGGAAAACAAUCUGAUAAAGCAGGCUUGCAAGUGCGUCGAAGAAAAGGCAGAAUACGUAUGGCAGCUGAAGGAACUCAACAGAUCCUCGAAGUUUGUCAAAAACUAGUUGGCGACAAAGUCGACCUCAGUUCAUGGCAGAAGAAGAUCAAAGAAGAAAUGUCCGAUGAGGUCGCCGAUUCUGAGGAUGACGGGCCGGAAAUAGGCGAAACGUUACACGUCAAGAGCGUCGAUACGCAGUUCUAUCAAUACCAAAAGUUCAAUAAGGGCGUGUUGACCGUUGGUUGUGUAGGACAGCCGAACGUUGGAAAAUCUUCGCUGAUGAACGCCAUGAUGGGCAAAAAGGUAGUCAGCGUGUCGAGGACUCCGGGACACACCAAACAUUUCCAGACCAUCUUUCUCACGCCUAACGUGAAACUGUGCGACUGUCCUGGCUUGAUUUUCCCUUCCAAGGUCCAGAAACCGUUGCAAGUGCUGAUGGGCAGUUUUCCCAUUGCUCAGUUGAGUCAGCCGUUCAUCGCCGUCAAAUAUCUAGCCGAGAGGUUGGACUUGGUGUCGUUGCUGAGGAUAGAACAUCCCGACAACGACGACACGUGGUCGGCGAUGGACAUUUGCGACGGGUGGGCCAAAAAGAGAGGUUUCUUGACCGCCCAUGCCGCCCGACUCGAUACCUACAGGGCGGCCAACAGCCUGUUGCGGAUGGCGCUGGACGGGAAGAUUUGUUUGUGUCUCAGGCCGCCGUCCUAUGCCGAGAAAAAAGAAUAUUGGGCAUCACAUCCUGAAGUGAAAACUGUUAAAUGGAUCCAAGCUAGAUCGACAGAAGAAGAACCAGCUGAACCGCAUUUCUCCCACCAAAGUGAUUUGUCAGAUGAAGAAUCCAUACCGGAUAGGGAAAUUGAAGACGGAAAUGAUUCGGGCAGUGAAGACAGUGAAGAAAGUGAAGGUAGUAGUGAAGAAGAGCAAACUCCUUUUUCAGCAAACAAAUUUGCAUUACUUGGUCCUGAUGAUUGAAUUUUUUUAUACUAAGUACUCCGAAUUUGAAGCUUCCAGGUGAAAAUUUACUAGAAUUAAUAAAAAUGUUGAUUGAUUUC
Messenger RNA from Phaedon cochleariae (mustard beetle), 1939 nucleotides. The record is from the annotation of a GenBank genome assembly. NCBI's taxonomy places the organism in Eukaryota, Metazoa, Arthropoda, Insecta, Coleoptera, Chrysomelidae.